Messenger RNA from Labrus mixtus (cuckoo wrasse), 1047 nucleotides. RefSeq names its product cornichon family AMPA receptor auxiliary protein 4 (gene cnih4). The record is from RefSeq and is a predicted model, not a curated record. Bases 47 to 466 code for a protein of 139 amino acids. The transcript has 5 exons. Gene Ontology annotation, cellular component: COPII-coated ER to Golgi transport vesicle; endoplasmic reticulum membrane. Gene Ontology annotation, biological process: endoplasmic reticulum to Golgi vesicle-mediated transport. NCBI's taxonomy places the organism in Eukaryota, Metazoa, Chordata, Actinopteri, Labriformes, Labridae.
GCAAUGAUGACGCAGAGACCGGAAGUGAAAGACACGGAAGAAGAAAAUGGAGGCGGCAGUGUUCAUCCUGUCGUUAGUGGACUGCUGUGCACUGAUUUUCCUCUCGGUCUACUUUAUCAUCACUCUGUCUGAUUUGGAGUGUGAUUACAUCAACGCCCGAGCAUGCUGCUCCAAACUCAACAAAUGGGUGAUUCCAGAGAUGGUGGGUCAGUGUCUCUCCACCAUGCUGAUGCUGGUCUCCAUGCACUGGUUCAUCUUCCUCCUCAACCUGCCGGUAGCUGUCUGGGACAUUUAUAGGUAUGUGAAGGUCCCGAUGGGGAACAUGGGCGUGUUCGACCCCACUGAGAUCCACAACCGGGGCCAGCUCAAGUCCCACAUGAAGGAGGCCAUGAUCAAACUGGGCUACCACCUGCUCUGCUUCUUUAUUUACCUGUACAGCAUGAUCCUGGCUCUGAUCAACGACUGAAGCCCCGCCCCUAUCAGGCUCUCUGAUUCCCCCCUGCUGCCAAACUCCAGGGCAAACCCCCCCAAUCCACACACACACAUCAUGUCCUGUGUGUGUACAGUUCUGCUCUGUCGUCACAAUCUCAGCGUUUACCUUUAAUACAGAGGUUAGCAUUUAAUCAUCUAACACUUCAUCACAUCAUCAGCGUAUAUAAAGAAAACGUCACGUCGUUAUUCUCUGUGAUCUCAAACAUCCUCACACCGAAAGAUCCAAAAAAUUAUAGAACGCUCACUACAAGAUAGGAAGAGAAAAACCGCUGUGUGUGCCAGCGUGAGGUACCUCACAAGAUGUAAAUAAUGAAAACGGAUGUAAACAAACCUGGUGACUCCAGCCUGUGUUAACCUGUUCAUCCUUUUAGUGAGAUCCUACCUGUUUUAAGUAUGUGAACCAGAUUCAUGCUAGCUAGUGUUAGCCUCAGUGCUAAUGUGUUUACAGAUGCUUUGAAACAUCACCAGCAGCUAGCCUCUCUCUCUCUCUCUCUCUCUCUCUCUCUCUCUCUCGCUUGCUCGCUUACUCUCUCUCUUUCUCUCUUUUUCUCUCUC